AAAAUCUUAACCUAAUACCGCUUGACGACACGUCUCUACCUAGACGACUUCAUUCGCGUUCGCUCGGUUCUGUUAUUGUUUGACAUCUUAAACAUUUCCUUCGAAGUGCAGCAAACCAAAUUGUCGUGGAGCUUUCAAACGGUCUAAAGUUUUCAACACGACAACGCAACGUUCGUAAACGAAAAUAAAUUAAUAAUAUUAAUUAUAAAUAAACAAAUAAUGAUAUAAAGUAUUCAAUUCAUAGCAAUAACUAAUAGUUAGUUAGUAGUAGGUUAACUUAGUUUUAAGUGGGUGCUUAUCCCACUGGAUAGAGUGGGUUUGGUGUAAAAGUGGAGAACAUUACGACAGGGAAGAGGAAUGCCGGGUUUACCCCGGUCACCGACAGAUACAGCGUUAUCCUGACGAUAUCAACAAACGCCUCUGACGGGUUCGCCUUGAUAAACGAUUACAACGCCGCCCCGCUGUUCGCCUCUGAAAACGCCUCCAGUGAAGUGUGGAGCGCGGGCGGCGGGGCCGGCGGCGGCGCUGCAGCAUGCGGUAGCAGCGGCAUGGACCUCAAACACGAGGUGGCUUACCGCGGCCUGCCCAAUCAGGUCAAAGCCGAGCCCGGGGUCAGCCACAACGGCCACCAGGUGAACGGCCACGUGCGGGAGUGGAUGGCGGGCGGCGGCGGAGGCUCCCCGUCGCCGGGGGCAGCCACGCAGCCGCAGCCGAAUAAUGGCUACUCCUCACCGCUGUCCUCGAGUAGCUACGGGCCGUAUAGUCCUAAUGGGAAAAUAGGUCGCGAGGAACUAUCACCAGCGUCUAGCGUUAAUGGCUGCAGUACAGAUGGCGAGGCGAGGCGGCAGAAAAAGGGGCCGGCGCCUCGGCAACAGGAAGAAUUGUGCCUCGUGUGCGGCGACAGAGCCUCCGGAUAUCAUUACAAUGCGCUAACGUGUGAAGGAUGCAAAGGGUUCUUCAGGCGGAGUGUGACGAAAAAUGCGGUGUACAUAUGCAAAUUCGGCCACGCGUGCGAAAUGGACAUGUAUAUGCGGAGGAAAUGUCAGGAAUGUCGGUUAAAGAAAUGUCUAGCGGUGGGCAUGAGGCCCGAGUGUGUAGUGCCAGAAACCCAGUGCGCGAUCAAGCGGAAAGAGAAGAAGGCGCAAAGAGAGAAGGACAAGUUGCCAGUGAGCACGACGACGGUAGACGACCACAUGCCCCCGAUCAUGCAGUGCGAUCCCCCGCCGCCAGAGGCCGCGAGGAUUCUGGAAUGUUUGCAGCACGAAGUGGUCCCGCGGUUCCUGUCGGACAAGCUGAUGGAGCAGAACCGCUUGAAGAACAUCCCCCCGCUGACGGCCAACCAGCAGUUCCUGAUCGCGAGGCUCGUGUGGUACCAGGACGGGUAUGAGCAGCCGUCUGAGGAAGAUCUGAAAAGGGUUACACAGACAUGGCAGCCAACAGACGAAGACGACGAAGACAUGCCGUUCCGUCAGAUCACAGAGAUGACGAUCCUAACAGUGCAGCUUAUAGUUGAGUUCGCCAAGGGCCUGCCUGGCUUCUCCAAAAUCUCGCAGCCAGAUCAGAUCACGUUAUUAAAGGCCUGUUCAAGUGAGGUGAUGAUGUUGCGAGUGGCGCGGCGAUACGACGCGGCCUCCGACAGCGUUCUGUUCGCGAACAACCAGGCGUACACUCGCGACAACUACCGCAAAGCCGGCAUGGCUUACGUCAUUGAAGACCUGCUGCACUUCUGUCGGUGCAUGUACUCUAUGACUAUGGACAACGUACAUUACGCUCUACUUACUGCCGUCGUCAUUUUCUCAGAUCGGCCCGGGCUGGAGCAGCCGCAGCUGGUGGAGGAGAUCCAGCGGUACUACCUGAACACACUGCGGGUGUACAUCCUCAACCAGCACAGCGCGUCGCCGCGCUGCGCCGUCAUCUACGGCAAGAUCCUGUCCGUACUCACGGAGCUCCGCACUCUUGGCAUGCAGAACUCCAACAUGUGCAUCUCGCUCAAACUCAAGAACAGGAAACUGCCGCCAUUCCUCGAGGAGAUCUGGGACGUGGCGGACGUGUCGACGGCGCAGCAGCUGCCCAUGGUGGACGCCGGCUCGGCGCUCUAGCCCUGCCGCUGCCUGUGAGCCGCCCGCCACCCACACCAGGAGAGAACGCUCAUAGACUGGCUAGUUUAAGUGAAGUGCGAGGACACAACGUCGGACCGUGAUCAUCGUAUUUAUAAGUGCAAAUUUAAUUAACGGGCGCAAAAACCCGAUUUCGCAUGUAUUCGGUGACCGACGACGAAUGCGCGAGAGAUUAGUGAAUAUAUGUGUUGUUGAACGUUUGGAGAAUAUAUUAGUGUUGAUCGUUUGCGGCCCGCGCGCCGGCCGAAACGACCUCGCCUCGUUCUGGCUGGCGCCAGUCGCGGGACCCUUUAUUUCGUUUUCGACUGGAUUUGUUGGUCACUCGGAUACGGCUAUAUGAUAAGACUUCGAUAAGUACACCUCCUAAAUUACAGAUACGUACAUACUACCAGAGUUAUAGAAAAAAGUAAUAUAUGAGAUGUUUCUAUUGGGUGAAAAGUUGAUAUGUUUAUUUACCAAAAUUAACGAUAUGUUGAUUAACCUUUUCGAUUAAUAUAUGUGAUGAGUAGGCAGUAACGUUCCGCGACGUUAUCCCGAGUCGGGUCCGCUGAGCCCGGACAUUACGUACGAGAUAUUCUGCGGUGUUUGUUUAUAUAUAGUUUAUGUCAAACGUGUUAUCGUGUCCUGUCGAUUUAGUUCCGAGUCAUGUUCCAUUGCUCCCGUGCCCGCGUCUCUCGACUAAUUUAUAAUUUAUUAUGCUGUGAUUACAUUUAUAACAUGUUACAUUUAUCUUACGUAGGCUGAUAUCAGUGUGUCUUAUUACAUGUUAAUCUACUUUCAGUAGUUUUCACAAACACAUACAUAAGUUUUCUGUCAGCUUAGGUAUCUGAUUGACAUUGCAUUUUACAUCCACUGGAAUUCCUGUAAUAUGUACAGUUGUUUAAGGAUUAGUUACGCUGCAUAGCCUACAUAAUCGAUUUAUCACACGCUGAAAAGCCAAAUCUACGUGAGUGUGCAAUUUAUUCCAUAAGCAUAAAUAAUAGGAUCAUUACAAAUAGACUCUGUGUACGUGUCACAUGUUUUAAAAUAUAGAUUAAUGGAGGCAGGUUUGCGUCAGUUUCCCAGUAAUGAAGUACAGUAUAUUAAAAUACUUAUGGAUAUUUCUACUUAAUUAUUCCCCAACGUUGCAUGCAAAUGGUAAGGCGGAUGUUAUGUAGAUAUGAAUUAGGUAGAUGGUACCCGAAAAUUCCCAUUCUUGUACAGAUUCAAUUUAACAAUUUAAAUGUUGCUUAGAAGCCAGCCACAGCCUCUACUUAAAGUACAAAAUGGCAGCUAAUUUAAUUAUAUUUUGUUUUAAAAAUGUUUGACAUUACUGUAUUUGGCCGAGCUUACUCUAUGGGAACAAUAUUGGUGUAGUGAACACUACAAUGUAAAGAUUUAAGUCGUCUCCACACAUGCGCGGUUCGAAGCGACCAGCCCGCGUCUUUGUGGGGAUGAUAGCCUUUUUACUUGCAUGCAGCGUUUGCACCAAAUGCGAACCCAAACCUGCCUCAUAUCGGCGGACUUCGAGUAACAUUUAGUAAGUUGACAUACUUGAACACUAAAACUGCCCAUAAGCUAUAAUGGCCCACAUACGAUAUGCCUUAUUUCGCGUUACCUGUUUCGUGUACCUACAUUGUUGAUGAGUGGAAAUCAUAGUAUAUAGAAAGUAAAAUUAAUAGAUCUCAAUUACAGUAAGCGUUGUUAAAGCGUUCGUACGUUUAGCGAGUUUUCCGUUCGUCGCAUCGGCUGCCACUCUUCAUAUGGCUACGCCGGCGACUCCGCCUUCCCUGUACUGGCUUUCUGUCUAAAUUCAUAAUCUGACUAGCAAAACGACUGUUUAAGAUGUAAUAUGUUGUUCUAUUAUAUCUGGUUUACUAUGUGGCAUAAUGUACCUGUUGGUUCAUGUUUUAUUGGACACCGCGGCAGUCACAGAUAAGACCAAUGAAUGCAUCUUAUAAGCAAGUUUCAAAUUAAUAAAAAAAAUAAAGUGUGACAGAAAGCCACUAUUAAAAGGGACUGUUGUACAGUGACCGUCUCUACGCCUUCGAUGUCUGUUGCGAGAAUUUCUUAAAAUGUAGAACACCAAUAUCGCGUAUGUUUGUUCAUCUUGAUAUCUCACCACACGAAACUAUUCACCAUCCAUUUUACGCGUUUAAGAAUAAUUAAGUGUCUGUUUGGUGCGUGUUGAAUGUGUCUUCUUUACAUGCCAUUAAGUGUGAUGUAUUUACAUAAUAUGUAUGUUUGGGGUUUUUGGAAAUGCAUUUCUUAAUAUACGUAUAAAUUCAGAGUGAAACGAUCGCGCUUGCACCGCGGACCGCGCGAUAGUCCGCUUAAGUACAUCUUUUCGACUUACAUAUAUAAUUUUAUUCUAGCAGUAGGCGAUUCUAUAAUAGAAAACGAUGCACAAAACGUCACUGGAGUGUCUUAGGUGUCCUGCUGAUUAGGGGCGUUGAUAACGAAUACACUGCCAUUAUAACGUAUUUACUUGACGCGUGGAUCAUAGCGGCGGACAUCUCGUGGUCCGUGCUCGAGUUAGCGUUACAAAAUCUCGCUAUGAUACGAUGCCUUAUAACUGAGAUGUGAUCGUAAGUCGAGCACUCGUCUCACCGAACUCUUACGAUCCACAUCAGAGGUUUGUGACAAAUAUAACUGCCAUUCGAUAAGUAAUUAUUAUACAUCAUUUGACGCGUAGGUUCAUAUUAGCUUCGUAGGUUCCGGACCCCGUCGGUGCACAGCCGGUCGUAUUUGAUACAUAUUAUUCAAUUUCUAAAUUGUAAUAGGUUUAUUAAGUAUGUAAUAAUCUCACAUGAGAAACUAAUAAGUAAUGAGAUACCAUAAUAUAAUUUGUGUCUUUAGCUGAUAACAUUAGUAAGAUGAUAAGUUUAUAUCGCUUAUUGGGAUAAUAAUGUAAAAGCGAGACGGCACACAGCACCCCAGAGUCAGCUUGCGGAUGGGAGGUGACGAUAGCGUAGACAAGACUGGCCGAGGAGAGUAGGUUCGACUGUUACAACCUGUUGUCCUUCAUUGCCUUCUGAAUCUAAAUUUUAUUAGUUUUACAUGGAAGCACCAAGGAGAGUAUUGUAGUGACCAAACGUGGCACGUCCAGUCUAUUAAACGGUGGACUUGAUUUUGGGAGUCUGCGUUAUGUCCAUUAACUUGUACAUAGAUACCUUUAGAUUCUAUUGUCAUAUGUUUGACAUAUGUACGGUUAAUUUUAUUCAUCUAAGUACAGAUGGCUGUUGUUAUUUUUAUAUAAUUUGGGUAGAAUAUAUUUUUUGUAAAUUACCUCCAUAUUUAUGUUUCGUAAGCUUUGUAAGCCGUAGGGACUUAGAAUAGUGUACGAGCUACGAACAUUGUGAUUUAUAAUUUCAUUGAAUUUGUAUUUACUGAAAUCGUCUGCUUAUAUAUUCUUCGUUUCGACAGAUUUAAUAAUUUUGUUACUUCAGAGUGCAAUAUGUACAAAUAUUUACAUAUUAAAUAUAAAAUGUACAGUCAAUUUUUAGUUUUAAUGUGUCAACGCAAUAUCCUUUUUAUUCAUUCGUUGAAUGUACACUAAAAGGCAUAAUAACUAUAUCACAAGUGAUUUGCGAUAGUGAUGCAACAUUCACUCUCACUAUUGUGUUUUUCUAUUACUUAAGCUAUUAAUUUUACAUAAGAGGACUAGGUGGAACUUUGUAUUUAAAUUUGCUAAUUUUUUGUAGCAGAUUAGAUUUGUUUACAUCGAUAAGGAGAAUAAUGUACAUUUUGAAUUCAUUUUAAAGUGAUUUAGUUGUUAUUUAGUAACGAAUUUUCUUAUUAAGUGUAACUGGCAGCCUCUCAAGGAGACGCCAAGUUUGCAGAGACCAGUGCUAAGAGUGCAAUGUCCGUUAGUAAAUAGUGGCUUUAGAAAACCUGCACUCGCCGCCAGCGCCGCCUGGUGGCCGGUGAACGGAGCCCAUUCUCAUACACUUCUAGUGCCACGUGGAACGAUAUGGGAAGGCUAAAAUUACGCUGUAUGCCCAUUCCGUGUUCGUUGAAACACAUUUAUUUGUAUAUUAUUUUCUUAAUCUUUUUAGUCGGCAGUAACUAUUUUUUUUCCUCCUAAUAUUUUGCCUUAGCAAAUCCUCUGUUAUUAAAUAAUUUAACGGCAGUGGUGAAGCGAAUUAGAUAUAGGGAACAGACAUGACGAUAUGUUAAAAUUUUAGAGAGUCAACUUUUAUAAAAACUACAAAAAUAAACCAUGAAAAGGUGUGUACAAAAAUGAGGAAAUUUGUAUGAAACAUUGUUAUGCGAAUAAACUUACACCUCAAGAUAAAAUUAUAAAAAAUA
Amyelois transitella is the source of this 6407-nucleotide messenger RNA. It is a transcript of the gene EcR, whose product is annotated as ecdysone receptor. The record is from RefSeq and is a predicted model, not a curated record. NCBI's taxonomy places the organism in Eukaryota, Metazoa, Arthropoda, Insecta, Lepidoptera, Pyralidae. The transcript is spliced from 11 exons. Gene Ontology annotation, cellular component: nucleus. Gene Ontology annotation, molecular function: nuclear receptor activity; ecdysone binding; RNA polymerase II cis-regulatory region sequence-specific DNA binding. Gene Ontology annotation, biological process: negative regulation of transcription by RNA polymerase II; cell differentiation; ecdysone receptor signaling pathway. Bases 549 to 2099 code for a protein of 516 amino acids.